Messenger RNA from Trichomycterus rosablanca, 1451 nucleotides. RefSeq names its product CCAAT enhancer binding protein beta (gene cebpb). The record is from RefSeq and is a predicted model, not a curated record. Lineage: Eukaryota; Metazoa; Chordata; Actinopteri; Siluriformes; Trichomycteridae. Gene Ontology annotation, biological process: DNA-templated transcription; regulation of transcription by RNA polymerase II. The transcript has a single exon. Gene Ontology annotation, molecular function: DNA-binding transcription factor activity, RNA polymerase II-specific; RNA polymerase II cis-regulatory region sequence-specific DNA binding. Bases 238 to 1020 code for a protein of 260 amino acids.
UGACACAUGGGACUGUCAGCGAGCUACUCUACCAGCGCACGGUGGUGAUCAGGAGCGAUCGAGCUGAAAUAUAGAUAGUCGCAGUGAUCGCAGUGUUUAGCAGUGAGAUUUUGGAAAUAGGGGUUCGUUGUGUGUGUGUAGCUGUUUUGUUUUGGGCAAGUUUGCGCCUGUUAACUUGGUGAGGGCAGCCAGCCCUUGAGUGCGCGUCCUGCCGCAAUCCGGCGGGUGUUAAGAUCCAUGGAAGUAGUGGGUUUUUACGAAAGCCUCGCAUUCCAUAGUGGUUUCAGUCCCGUCCACGGCGGCGCGUAUAAACCCAGCACUGACGGCUCCAUGACGAAACUCGGCAUCUCCGAGCACGAAAAGGCGAUCGACGUAAGCAUCUACUUGGACACUGGGCUUCACUACCAGCAGCCGAUCCACAGCCAGGAGCUGUUCGGGGACUUCGGCGAGGACCCCAAGGCUAAGCGAGUCUCUGAGGCUUCCUACACGGAGGCGCACCGGAGCCAGCUGGGCUACCCGGAGCUGCAGGAGACUCGCCUGGACACCGUGUUCAGCCCCGAUUUCCUGGGCGCUUACGCGAAAAGUCAGUGGAGAGCCGACGAAGAGCCACGAAUGGACGGUUCAGGAGGUUUCGACAUGCGCUCGUAUCUGCAGUACCAGUCUGCCCCGAGUGGAAGUCUGGGCAAUAUCUCCAACGCAUCUUCUUCAUGCUCCAGUCCGCCCAGCACGCCCGCAACGCCCAGCAAAGCCAGAUCUCCGCAGCCCGGAGGAAAAAUGCCAUCAUCGGGCAAAGGAAAGAAGAGACUCGAGAAGGACAGCGAGGAGUACCGGCUCAGGCGGGAGCGCAACAAUCUGGCGGUGCGCAAAAGCAGAGACAAAGCAAAAGUGCGCAACAUGGAGACGCAGCACAAGGUUCUGGAGCUGGCGGCUGAAAACGAGCGCCUUCAGAAACGCGUGGAGCAGCUGUCAAGAGAGCUGACAACCCUGCGCAAUCUGCUUUCUGCAACCGGACAGUGCUAACACAGUGCUUUUUCCUAAAUGACUGCAAAUUUAUUUUCCAAAGAGUGAAUAAAAACGACGAACAUUUGAUCAAGAAUAUGUUUACAAAAGCGAAAGUGUGUGAGGGGGACUGGCGCCUGGAUUGCGCAACACACUCAUGCUUGAUGACUUUGUUGAGUACUUUGUUUCUCUGUACAGUAUUUUUGUAUGGGUGAAAAUGUCUACUGUUUAAAUAAUACUCUGUUAUUUAAAAAAAAAAAAACCUUUUCCCCUCACGAUCUGGGGCAGUGUCUGUCUAGGGAAGAGUUGUACUGCAGAUGUAUGAUGCAACGCAUUGUAACAGUAUUGGCCAUGCAAUGAAGAAGUGUGCUAAAGAAAAUAAGGGAAAAUAUGUUCCUAUGUUCUAUUGCUAUAUAAUAUUUUAUUGAAUUAAAAGAUUUGUACUUCCUUGA